Messenger RNA from Coffea eugenioides, 975 nucleotides. RefSeq lists its product as uncharacterized. NCBI's taxonomy places the organism in Eukaryota, Viridiplantae, Streptophyta, Magnoliopsida, Gentianales, Rubiaceae. The record is from RefSeq and is a predicted model, not a curated record. Bases 1 to 975 code for a protein of 324 amino acids. The transcript has 5 exons.
AUGCGUGAAAAAUCUGAUCCAUCUUUCCUGGACUACCUACUUUCUAUAGGAAAUGGAACACAGGAAAAAAUUCACAAUGAUUAUAUCAAGAUCCCAGAUCCUUUUUUGAUUCCAUAUCAAGAUGAAGGCACUUCUUUAUCAGAGCUGAUUUCUACAAUUUAUCCAUCUUUUGAUGAUUUUUGUCAAAGUGAUCUACCAAAUCUAAAUAAAGCUAUACUAACAACAAAAAGUGAUUUUGUUGAUUAUAUUAACUCAACUCUCAUACAACAGUUUCCGGUGAUGCUUCUGAAUACACAAGUACAGAUAGGACUCUUAAUAAAUAUUGAUCUGCCAAAAGGCCCAUGUAACGGUACUAGGCUUAUUAUCAAGUCUCUUAGAGAUAAUGUUAUAGAUGCGGUUAUUAGUAGUAGUGGUGAAUUUGCAGGAAAACAGGUGUUCUUGCAUAGAAUUCAGUUCAGAACUUCUGCUGAUAGUAACUAUCCUAUUCCUUUUGAGAGAAUUCAGUUUCAUGUUAGACUAUGUUUUGCAAUGACCAUAAACAAGGCUCAAGGCCAGACAUUAGAUACUACAAAGUUUGGCACAUCUAUACUGAUUAAUCUGCCAUUACCCGAAGUUGUUGAACUGUGCAAUUGGUAUAAUGAAGAAGAGGAAAAAAUUCAGAGGCUAAUUUCUGCUGAGGCAUAUGUAAAUAGAGAGUUUCUUCUUCCUAUGCCACUAGCUUCUGACAUUAAAACUAUAGAUGAUUUGCUUUCGCUGCUAGAAGGAACUAUUUCCUAUGAUGUUAUAGAAGGAAUGAUGAACAAGAACACCAUUAUUUGUUUAGUCAAAAAAACUUCUAGCUUCUACGAAUCAUAUGGAACUGAUGAAUUUGCUACAAUCAUUGCUCAUGCUAUUCCUAAUAUCAAUGAAGACAUGCUCAAUUCUUUCAUCACUAGUUGUUCUCUAGUUACAUCUAAUGAACAAUACAUAGCCUAA